Messenger RNA from Colletotrichum chrysophilum, 449 nucleotides. RefSeq lists its product as uncharacterized. The transcript has a single exon. NCBI's taxonomy places the organism in Eukaryota, Fungi, Ascomycota, Sordariomycetes, Glomerellales, Glomerellaceae. The record is from RefSeq and is a predicted model, not a curated record. The annotation marks the transcript as partial.
UUCCCGACUUUGUGUGGAUUCGGGGUACCUCGCAUGGUUUGCCCGACCUCCAGGUAGUUCUCGACAUCAACACUCCAACCGUGCGUGGUCUCAUCUCGAAAGCGGUCCGUCCUGGCUUACUCGAUUUUCACCGAGACAUUGAUAACGCGAACGGCGACAGUUACGCGGAGAUGAAGACCGUAUGCGACGAUCCCGAAGACCAUACAAUCCGCGGUUGGUACAACGGCUCGGAGAAGGUCAAAGCUAGGAUUUUGGACCUCAGAAAGCUCACGCAAGACCAAUUCAAUGAUGCUCUUGACGCCGAGGAGGAGGAUGGAUACCACGAGCAUGGACAGGAGGCAGAGCAAGAUGGAGGGAAUUUCCAAGAAUACAGGGACUCGAGUUUGGACUUCAACAAGAAAAGCUCUGCGUUUGUUCCGCUCGAGGAGGCGCCUGCCCAUGGAUGGUGA